AUGAGCGAUGACCAAGAUGCAGAAAAGGCUCUGACAAAUUUCAUACAGUACGGACAAUUCCCUUUAGCACAUAUAUUUGAACGCGUUGUUCGUGUAUGCUUUAAAAAGAAAAUUCUUUUCGUUUUAGAUGGAGAUUACGAUAAAGCUUCUCUUUAUGACAUAACAAUUACAAAACUUUCGCAACUUCUAGCAGAUAAUCAACUUGGAUAUAAAAUUGAUGCAAUAAAAGCAAAAGAUGAGAGACGAAUUGAAGAAUUACAAGAAAGAAUAAAUAUCACCAAUGAAAUUUAUCAAAAAAGAAUAGAAAACUUAGAAAAAGAUUACCAAAAUCGAGUAAACUCUCUCCUUGAGAGACAGGAAAAAGAAGUUGAUAGAUUUGAAGAAAAAUGGAAUAGUCCAUUGAAUUAUGCAAAGUAUUCGAAACCUUCGAAUAGUUUACUACAACUUAGAUACAUAGAACGCAAGCAAGCCAUAUUUAAAGAUUAUAUUGAUGCAAGAAAAACUAAAAUGGAAGCUGAUAAACUUCAGCAGAAAGAGGAAGAAGCUGUACAUGAACUUAUGCAGAGCAAUAUGAAUAAAGCAUAUACGAAACUUGUACUACGACAAGAUAAUGAUGUGAAGAAACUCGAGGAUCUAGGUAAGAAAGCAAUAAAUGAACUUAAGCGUGAAUUGAACCAUGAAAUUGAAUGUAUUAAUAAAACAAUAAGCAAUAUAAAGCGUAAAGAAGGAAAAACGAUUAAUAAGAAGAUGUAUUCCCUAUCUCCGCAUCUAAUGAAUACAAAUCAAACAUUUAACUCAACUAAUGGCGAAGAAAGCGAUGAAUUCAGCUUCUUGUCCCCAAGAACAGCAUCUCUGUAUUCUAUCUUCAGAGAUGCUGAUCCAAAUGAACUAAAUAUUCUUCGACCAACAAACGAAAAACUAGAUAGUAUCAUUAGUGAUGAGUUAAAUAAGCCAUUCAAACCUUUACCUAAGAAACUCAAAUAA
Trichomonas vaginalis G3 is the source of this 984-nucleotide messenger RNA. RefSeq lists its product as uncharacterized. The record is from RefSeq and is a predicted model, not a curated record. Lineage: Eukaryota; Parabasalia; Trichomonadida; Trichomonadidae. Bases 1 to 984 code for a protein of 327 amino acids. The transcript has a single exon.